AUGCCUCGCGACCCUUUAAUAGGUCUUGUUGGAAAGCCCAGUGCUGGCAAAUCUUCCACCUUGAAUUCGCUCACAGAUGCCACAUCAAAAGUUGGUCCAUUCACCACCAUCGACCCCCAACGAGCCAUAGGCUACCUCCAGAUCGACUGUGCUUGCAAGCGCCACAAUGUUUCCGACCGUUGCAGACCCAACUACGGGUCCUGCGACGAUGGCAAACGCAGUGUCCCUAUCGAACUCCUCGAUGUCGCCGGUCUCGUCCCGGGCGCCCACCAGGGAAAAGGCCUCGGUAACAAAUUUCUCGACGACCUCCGCCACGCGGACGCUCUGAUACAUGUGGUGGAUGUGAGCGGGACGACGGACGCGGAGGGUAAAAACACACGGGGUUAUGACCCAAGCGUUGACAUCGCCUGGCUGCGCAGCGAGAUCGUGGCCUGGAUACGGGGAAAUCUAAUGGAGCGCUGGGGAAGCAUCCGGAGGAGACACGUCGCGGUCAAGGCCACGGCUGUCGAGACCCUCCAGAACCAGUUUUCGGGCUACGGAAGCACGGCCAAGGUCGUCGCGCGAACCCUCGACAGGCUGAGUCUCAAAGAGCCCCUUGAGAGCUGGGACGAUGAGACCAUCGACAGAGUUGUGAAUGCCUUCACGGACGAAAAGUUCCCCACCGUCAUCGCACUCAACAAGAUCGACCACCCGGAUUCCGAUGCCAACAUUUCCCGGAUCGCAAAGAUGCAAGACCCCAACACAAUUGUAUUGUGCAGCGCCAUCUCCGAGAUCUUCCUGCGAAAGCUUGCCAAGCAAGGGUACAUCAAGUAUACGGAGGGUAGCGAGUUUGUGGACACACGGGAGGAUCUCAUUGCCGACGGGGACCCGGACGGCGGGGGCUUGAAAGAGCUGGACGAGAAGAACCGGGCACGGAUAGAGAAUCUGAAGGACAUGGUCCUCUACCGCUUCGGCUCAACGGGCGUGGUACAGGUGUUAGCUAAGGCUGCCGAUAUUCUAGGACUGGUACCCGUAUUCCCUGUCCGGAAUACAUCAACGUUUAGUUCCGGCGCAGCAGAUUCUAAGCACGUCUUUCGGGAUUGUGUUUUGGUCAAGAAGAAUAGCACCGUAGCCGACGUGGCAAGAAAGGUCAUGGGCGAUGCCCCGAUAGCGUAUAUAGAAGGUGCUGGUGGCUUGAGGGUCUCGGAGGACGACAUUGUGGCUGUGGGAAAAAACGACAUUUUAUCGUUCAAGGUGGGAAGGGCAUGA
This is a messenger RNA of Cryphonectria parasitica EP155, 1248 nucleotides long. RefSeq names its product P-loop containing nucleoside triphosphate hydrolase protein. The record is from RefSeq and is a predicted model, not a curated record. Lineage: Eukaryota; Fungi; Ascomycota; Sordariomycetes; Diaporthales; Cryphonectriaceae. The transcript has 3 exons. Bases 1 to 1248 code for a protein of 415 amino acids. Gene Ontology annotation, cellular component: cytoplasm. Gene Ontology annotation, molecular function: GTP binding; ATP hydrolysis activity.